Molecule: messenger RNA, 1218 nt
Organism: Rhagoletis pomonella (apple maggot)
Lineage: Eukaryota; Metazoa; Arthropoda; Insecta; Diptera; Tephritidae
Product: putative per-hexamer repeat protein 5
Exons: 4
Coding region: 1-1218 (405 amino acids)
Source: RefSeq, a predicted model, not a curated record
AUGUUGGUAAUACGCCACGUAUCUAAGUAUCAUCCAUUUUCACAGCCUUCAAAAGCAACAACUGUUCCUAUACCUGACAAUAUUACAAUAUCUGAGCCAGAUGUAAUACCAGACAAAUUAGAUGAAGCCGAUGAUGAGUUCAGUAUUGAAAUAGAAGAUCGCCUCGAUGAUGAAAUACAAAGCUUUAAUGAUGAUGACACCAAAAUAGCGCAACGUUGGAAGCAGCUCAAGCAGCAUAUACUCAACCAGCAGCAACAUAGGGGGGCGCAACGUGACGAGCAGCAGCAGCAGCCGCUGCAGCCGCAAGCAAAAUCACAAGCGCAAUUGCUACAACAACAACAAAAACAACAACAGCAGCAAUUACAGCCGCAGGCAAAGCCCCAGCCGCAGCAGGCGCUAGAGCAAUUAGCUGGGCAAAAACAUCAACUACAGCAGAAGCAACAGCAGCAGCAUCGUGUCGCGACUGUAGCUGUAUCUGUACCAGCAACAACAAGCGGCACAUCGACAUUUAAUACCGCUAACCCAACAACCACAACAAUAACAACGGCAACAACGGCGGCCAGAGUCUUCUCGCGUUACGAUAGCAUUGAGGAGCUGCAGCAGCGUAAGAGCCGAAGUGGAAGCGCAAUUGGAAUAGCGUCAGCGGUCGGAGCACAGGGUGCACAAGGCGCUCGUGGUAGCAUAGCGAUCGGCAGUGGAGCUGGAGUGGGUGCUGGUGGUGCUGGUAUUGGAAUUGGCGGCAGUGGGAGUGGUUUGUAUGCAUCUGCGGGGACGCGUUUACCAGUAGCAGGUGGCGGAAGCGGAAGCGGCGGCGGAGGCGGUGUUGGUGUGCGCGGUUCACGGAGUGGUAGCAUAGCAGUUGGCUUAGAUGGUCAUCGUACAGUGCUGAGUCCCAGUGGUGCAGGAGCAGGUGCAUCCUCCGCGGUUAGUCAGCAGUUAGGUAGGGGGAGCGUGAAUGGCUAUUCAUCGUCGGUAGCAGCAGCAGCAGCAGCAGCGGCGGCAGCAGGUGGUGGAGGUGUUGGUAGUGGCAUUGGCGGCAGUAGUGGUGGCACACAAUUGAUAGGCGGUGGUACGGCGACGGCGCGAGCGCGACUCUCGAUUAGCUCACCAUCAGGCGCUGGUGUAACAGCAGCAGCGGCAGCAACGCACGGUAGUCUAACAGCUCCGGUAGCGGCAGUGCCGCUAGUGUUGGCCAAGGCGGUGCUGGUACUGGUGUAA